Molecule: messenger RNA, 471 nt
Organism: Microthlaspi erraticum
Lineage: Eukaryota; Viridiplantae; Streptophyta; Magnoliopsida; Brassicales; Brassicaceae
Source: the annotation of a GenBank genome assembly
AUGGAAACAGAGGAAUCCGCCACCGCCGCCACCGAUAACGGCGGAGGCGUCUCUAAGGAGGAGCCUGCGUGUAUCUCCUCUAUAAUUCCCGGAUGGUUCUCCGAGAUGCGUCCCACGUGGCCAGGAGAGGCACACUCUGUGAAAGUACAGAAAAUCCUAUUCCAAGGAAAAUCUUAUUACCAAGAUGUGAUUGUUUUCCAGUCUGCAACAUAUGGACAAGUUUUGGUUUUGGACAGAGUGAUUCAACUCACAGAAAGAGACGAGCGUGCGUAUCAAGAAAUGAUCACUCACCUUCCCUUGUGCUCCAUCUCCAACCCUAAAAAGGUGAAGGAGGAGAUGGAGGAGUCCUCCGAGAAGUGGCACGCCAUAGCAACAGAGAAGCUUUGUCGAGUGACGCGUGAUCGUUCCAAGAUCAGAGGUGCAAGUAAAGUUUGGAACUUUGGAGUAUUCUGCUCUGCAUUGCUCAGCUAA